AUGACUAGCCCGGAUCAGAUUGCAGCUCAGAUCUUGAGCACGAAAUCCCUCUCAGUCGCCCAAACCUGGCUCAGUGCCUUCCUAUCAUCCAGCACAGCACAACGCAACACUCCCCCCUCUGCCCUCGCAAAGACGGCGAUAUUCCGUAUCCUCGCCUCUGAUAUCAAAGAAUCACUCUCCAAACACAGAUCAUGCGUACUACCAGUCGACAUCCACGACCCGACAGUGCAAGAGCGACGCCUUCAAGGCUCGAUCCCCGUGCAAGUGCUCGACAUCGAAGAUAUCGGCACAAGUCUAUGGAGCCAGAUCGAAGCAAUUGAACGCGUUGAGCGCGGCGAGGCAAUCCGCGGCCGUGAGAUCGUACGCACAAUAGCUGUAGGCGAGGACCCCGAGGCAUCGGAGAACAAUCGUGCAAAUAACAAUCCUGCGAAUGGUGCUGCGAGUGCGUCCGGGAACAGUGGGUAUGGCCCGCACCGCCUGAUUCUUCAGGAUGCAGCAGGAACUACGGUUUUGGGUGUUGAAAUGCAGCGGAUAGAUGGAAUAGCGUUAGAGAAGCUUGCUAUUGGGGCAAAGAUCUUGCUCCGUAAUCCGUCUGUUGCGAGAGGUAUGGUGCUGCUUUGUCCGGGAUCUGUUACUCUGCUCGGGGGUAAGAUUGAGGCUUGGGAUAAACCGUGGAGAGAGGGCAGGAAGGCUAGAUUACUGGAGAAGACUGCAGGUAUCGAGGGAGAAUGA
Molecule: messenger RNA, 732 nt
Organism: Penicillium digitatum Pd1
Lineage: Eukaryota; Fungi; Ascomycota; Eurotiomycetes; Eurotiales; Aspergillaceae
Product: OB fold domain-containing protein
Biological process (GO): double-strand break repair via homologous recombination; resolution of meiotic recombination intermediates
Cellular component (GO): nuclear body; RecQ family helicase-topoisomerase III complex
Source: RefSeq, a predicted model, not a curated record